CUCAGUAGCUGUACGCCACUCAAUGAAGGAAAAUCAUCAGAAAAUUUCCUAACUAAGUAACGGGAAAAAGUAGUGCGAGCAGAUUGUUUUCCCUUCUUCAUUAUUAGUUCACAUUCAACAACGGACGGCACGGUCGGUAUUUGCGCGAUAGCAGUCAGUGUUGAACGAAACGUAUCAUAACGUCCGUGUGUGUGGUACGAUAAAUUCAAAAAUAAAUAAAUUUCAAUUGUUCAAACGGGAACAAAGUUGUUAAUAACCAGCAAGCAAUUUACAGAAGCAGAGUGUCUAGCAGAAAUCUCUGUUGAUUAAAUAAUUCUAUUGUCAAUUUAAACCAAAAUCAUAUAAAUUUAUUUUAAUCAUCAUGUUGUUUAUGUGUCACCAAAUGGCCAUGAAGAAGGAGGCCAAUGAAAAACAAAAAGCUGAUGAAGUACGAAGACAACAAAUUGGUGUUGGUGUACCAAUUAUCUGGGUUUUGGGUGGUCCCGGCUGUGGCAAGGGUACUCAAUGUGCCAAAAUUGUGGAGAAAUAUGGUUUCGUCCAUUUGUCCAGUGGUGAUUUGUUGCGUGAAGAGGUUGCCUCCGGUUCACCCAAGGGCCAAGAAUUGGCUGCCAUCAUGAAGGAGGGCAAACUUGUUUCCAAUGAUGACGUUUUGGGUCUAUUGGAAAAGGCUAUUCGUGAAAGACUAAAUGGCGCCAAGGGUUUCCUUAUUGAUGGCUACCCACGUGAAAAGGAUCAAGGCGUUGCCUUUGAAAAGAAAAUAGCUCCUGCCGAUUUAGUUUUAUUCUUCGACUGUGCCGAUGCUACUUUGGUAAGCCGUGUUAUGGCUCGUGCUGCUGCAUCCACCGAAAAGCGUGCUGAUGAUAAUGAGGAAACUAUUAAGACCCGCAUUGCCACCUUCAGAUCAAACACCAAUGCCAUUCUUUCACAAUAUACCGACAAGACCUUGACAAUCAAUGCUGAACGCGGUGUUGAUGAAAUCUUCAAUGAUGUCACCUGUGCCUUGGAUUGUUUAAUACAAAAGAAAGCCACCGUAGUGGCCAGUGCAUAAAGACGGUCACACGCGAUCUAUUCGAUAUAGUUCUACUAUUUUAUGUUUGUUGUUUCUUCUUAAAUGUUAAUUUCUUUCGUUCGUUUUUUAAUUUUUAAAUAUGGAAAUAUGCACUUGCUGAUGUAGCACCUACAAAAUCGAGAGAAUAGCUAAAUAGUUUUUGAGAAUACCAAUGAUAUUAUUACCGGUUGAGGAAGGUUAUAGAAAACGAACUGGUCAAAAUAUGCUAUAAACCAAAGAUAAAUAAUGUGAGAACACUAAAACACAACAACAACAAAGCUUUAAAAUGGUUUAGAACAACAACAACAGCAACCACUACUACCACUUUAGCCAUUUAAAUAUUUAUUUAUUCUACAACUUAUACUCACCCUACCUCCAGCAGAAAAUAUCGCCAUCCCCUCAGUGCCGAAGAGACAAAAACAAAGCAAUGCUAAAAUACAAAAACGUGUCUAUUUUCAAUAACAAAAAAAAAAUACCAUUAAAUGAAUGUUAGUUCAAUUUGUAUUAAAUUUAAGUCACUUUUAAUUGAAAAAUAAAUGAAAAAUUAAACAAAAAAA
Messenger RNA from Musca domestica (house fly), 1605 nucleotides. RefSeq names its product adenylate kinase isoenzyme 1 (gene Ak1). The coding region runs from base 362 to 1048 and encodes 228 amino acids. Gene Ontology annotation, cellular component: cytoplasm; cytosol. The record is from RefSeq and is a predicted model, not a curated record. The transcript has 7 exons. Gene Ontology annotation, biological process: nucleoside triphosphate biosynthetic process. Gene Ontology annotation, molecular function: AMP kinase activity; ATP binding. Lineage: Eukaryota; Metazoa; Arthropoda; Insecta; Diptera; Muscidae.